GGCCUACCGGCUCCGAGUUGCCGCGGCUCACGAUGCGCGGCGGGCAGGGCGCGACGCGGGCUCCGGUGCUCCAGUUCACCAACUGCCGCAUCCUGCGCGGUGGCGCACUGCUCAGGGAGGACCUGUGGGUGCGUGAGGGCCGCAUCCUGGACCCGGAGAAGCUGUUCUUCGACGAGCGGCGCGUGGCCGACGAGCAGCGGGACUGCGGGGGCUACAUCUUGGCGCCAGGCUUCAUCGACGUGCAGAUCAACGGUGGAUUUGGUGUCGACUUCUCCAAGAUCACAGAGAAUGUGGGAUCGGGGGUUGCGCUGGUGGCCCAGAGGAUUCUGUCCCACGGUGUCACCUCUUUCUGUCCUACCCUGGUCACUUCCCCACCAGAGAUUUAUCAYAAGCGUCCUCAUCUGCCACAGCCCCUCCCUACCCCCACUGCCGKCCUCCAAUCCUCCUGGAGCAAGCAAGGUUGCUGGAGACAGAACCAUUGCCUGGGGUCAGACUCUAUUUCCUGUCUCUGGCACUCUGCCCCAGAGGGAGGACUGGUGAAGAAUGCGUGUUUUCUUCUCAUCACUCACUGGGUCCAGGUCCUUCCUCAGAUCCCCGUGAAGAGUGGUGGUCCCCAUGGGGCAGGGGUCCUCGGGGUGCACCUAGAGGGCCCGUUCAUCAGCCAGGAGAAGCGGGGUGCACACCCUGAGGCCCACCUCCGUUCUUUUGAGGCCCAUGCCUUCCAUGAUGUGCUGGCCACCUAUGGUCCCUUGGACAACGUUCGCAUUGUGACACUGGCCCCUGAGCUGGGCCGCAGCCAUGAAGUGAUCCAGGCACUGACAGCCCAGGGCAUCUGCGUUUCCCUAGGGCACUCAGUGGCUGACCUACAGKCUGCAGAGGAAGCAGUACAGAGUGGGGCCACCUUCAUUACCCACCUCUUCAAUGCCAUGUUGCCUUUCCACCACCGUGAUCCUGGGAUUGUGGGGCUCCUGACCAGUGACCGCCUGCCCCCUGGGCGCUGCAUCUUCUAUGGAAUGAUUGCCGAUGGCAUACACACCAAUCCUGCAGCCCUACGCAUUGCCUACCGGGCCCAUCCCCACGGGCUGGUGCUAGUCACUGAUGCUGUCCCUGCCCUGGGCCUGGGCAAUGGCCGUCAUACACUGGGACAGCAGGAUGUGGAAGUGGAUGGGUUGACGGCCUAUGUGGCAGGCACCAAGACGCUGUGUGGCAGCAUAGCACCAAUGGAUGUCUGCGUCCGGCAUUUUCUGCAGGCCACAGGCUGCAGUGUGGAGGCAGCCCUGGAGGCUGCAUCCCUGCAUCCCGCCCAACUGCUGGGGCUGGAGAAGAGCAAGGGGAGUCUGGACUUUGGUGCUGAUGCAGACUUCGUGGUGCUCGACGACACCCUCCGUGUCCAGGCCACCUACAUCUCUGGUGAGCUGGUGUGGCAAGCAGAGGAAGCCAGGCUAUAACCAAGGACCUCAGCAGGAGAGGAUGCCCAGCCCCAGCUGGACACUGACAUGGCGGACAGUCGAGGGAGCUGGUCUCCAGAGAGCAAGUUGGGACCCCUCCUCCAGGUUGGCCCUUCCAGAGCCUCAAGUGGCCCUGGAGGCAGUGGCUCGGAUAAAUGUGUGGCCAGCAGGACUUGCCUUGUCUCUGGGUGUUGUUUUUGAAGCAGGGCUGCUGUCCUGGGGCCUCAUUGAAAGUGUUUGUGUCUUGGGGCAGAAAUGGUUGGAUUCCUUGUGGGCCCCCUAUUAGGCUGGACCUGUCUGAGGUCUAUAAAUCCACAGGAAGAUAGAGUUCGAAGUGAGCAGGGAGUCCUUCAGUAUGGCGGGUGGAAUGGAAUCAUGGCCAUGGUUGGAAGACUACAGGAAGGAGUUGGGGACACUGAUGGUGGGUGGUUUUUAAUGUUUAGUCACAUUCCCUGAGCUGGGUGGGCAGAGGGGAGACCCAAGGCCCAGUUCUGGACGUGGGCACAGUUCCAGGCCCUCUGUUGAGACCUUCAUGAGGGUGUCCACACUGGUCUUGGAACUCCAGGUCACCCAGCACUGAGUGCAGGAGGUAGUACCCAAGGGUCCCAAUCCAGGCCAGGACCCCCAGCUAGCUGUUUAUCCCUGGCCUGUUGACUUGCCCUGAUCUCAGUCCCAUCACCUAGCGCCCUUGUGCAUAGUCAUGGUUCUAUGUUCUUUUACAUCAUAGCUCAGCAGCCCCACCUCCCCAACCUGCCCCUGGUGGGUUUGACAAGCCCUCCCCUUGCCCACCAUAGUUUGGUGGCUAUGGAGACCUGCCAGUGCUGUUGGGAAGCUCAGGGUCUCACCACUGUUCAGGGGCUCUUCAACUUAUGCUUGCUUCUUUAAUGUUGCUUGGGCAACACAUUCCAGUGUUCUACUCCAACAUAUUCUUGGUCUUCCUCCAUUAAAGUACCAUGGGCCAUCAGGCUCUUUGGAUAGCUUCAAGGUGGGCAGGCUUUGGGGGCCCUCCUGGCUCUGAGGAUGGCUGUGACACAGGGGGGUCAAGCCUGGGAGUAGUGUCUUGACUUUCUUCCUAUUUGGGUCCUGGAGUAGGUGGCUCCACCCCCUUUUGUGUGAUGAGAUUAUUCCUUGGUGCAAGAGAAAAAUGUGCCAGGAUGCUGUUGUAUGUUGCUUCCAAUAAAAGAAAUGUC
Molecule: messenger RNA, 2638 nt
Organism: Urocitellus parryii (Arctic ground squirrel)
Lineage: Eukaryota; Metazoa; Chordata; Mammalia; Rodentia; Sciuridae
Gene: Amdhd2
Product: amidohydrolase domain containing 2
Biological process (GO): N-acetylglucosamine catabolic process
Molecular function (GO): N-acetylglucosamine-6-phosphate deacetylase activity
Source: RefSeq, a predicted model, not a curated record